Molecule: messenger RNA, 1719 nt
Organism: Megalops cyprinoides (Indo-Pacific tarpon)
Lineage: Eukaryota; Metazoa; Chordata; Actinopteri; Elopiformes; Megalopidae
Gene: otop2
Product: otopetrin 2
Exons: 7
Coding region: 1-1719 (572 amino acids)
Biological process (GO): proton transmembrane transport
Cellular component (GO): membrane
Molecular function (GO): proton channel activity
Source: RefSeq, a predicted model, not a curated record
AUGACUUGUGGACUGCCGGCAGAUCCCAGCAAGAUGACAGUCGUGACGGAGCAGGUGGAGGUGAGGGGCGUCCCCCGGCCCUCGAUCGCCCCCGGGACCUCACUGCAGCUGGGCGGCAGGGGCAGCGGGAGGGCGAAGGGGCGGCGGCGGGCGUGGCUGCUGUCGGGGGUCGUCAGCGUCAACAUCCUGAUCCUGGGCUGCGCCAUGGUGAGCGGCAGCGCCUUCAACGACGUGGCCGUCUCACCUGUCGACCUGCAGAUCUUCCUCACCGUCCUCCUCAUCCUCACCACCGCCUGGAUGGUGUACUACACGGCCUUCACCGCCCGCAAAGACCACGCCGUGCUCUACAAGGAUGGGCACGCCGGGCCCGUCUGGCUCAGGGGAGGGCUGGUUCUUUUUGGAGUCUUUAGCCUGGUCAUGGACGUCUUCAAAAUCGUAAACUAUGUGGGCUACCUGCACUGCGACUCGGCGGUGAACAUCGUCUUCCCUGCUGUGCAGGCCGUCUUCAUAAUGGUACAGACGUACUUCCUUUGGUUCCACUCCAAGGACUGCGUACAGGUGGAGAAGAAUAGAACAUGCUGUGGCCUCAUGCUCUCCCUCUCCACCAAUCUGAUCAUCUGGAUGGCCGCGGUCACCGAGGAGUCUCUACAUCAGACUGUCGUCCCGGAAAACGCAACCGCAAGAGCGAGCGGGCAGGACGGGGAUUGCUAUUGCAGUCACUCGGCAUGCGGGGUCUUCGAGACGGCCUACUACUACCUGUACCCCUUCAACAUCGAGUACAGCCUGUUCGCCUCCGCCAUGACCUACGUCAUGUGGAGGAACGUGGGCCGGCUGGUGGAUGAGCACGGACACCACCCCCACCCCCACCCCCGCUUCCGCCUGCGGGGGGUGCUGGUGGGCCCGUCGGCCGGGCUAGUCAUGCUGGUGGCGGGACUGGCCACCUUCGUGGUGUACAAGGUGGACGUGACAUCGAGCAGCGAGGCAACGAAGCACGCCGCGCUGGUGAUGCACUACGUGAUGAACACAGUGGCCGUCUCCCUGAUGUCGGCCACCAGCGUGGCCGGCCUGGUGCUGUACCGGCUAGACAAGAGGGCCCACGUGUCGGGCAAGAACCCCACGCGGCUCCUGGACGUGGGUCUGCUGCUGGGGGCCUCCCUGGGCCAGAUGACCAUCUGCCACUUCACGGCGGUGGCGGUGGUGGGCACGGGACACGUGGGCGAGCUGGACGCGCUCAACCUGGCCUGCUCCCUGCUGACCGUGCUACAGCUGUGCCUGCAGAACGUCUUCAUCAUCGAGGGGCUCCACCGCCAGCCCUUCCCCGAGGCCCACGCCGACCUCGUCAUCGCCAACGCCGCCGCCGCCAUCCCCGCCCUGCCCCCUGCCGAAGGGCAGCAGCCCUCCGUUGUGGCCGUCGUGGAAACCAAGUCCGCCCGGGUCCGCGCCAGUCACAGCGCGGCUGUCCCCGCGGUGCCCCCACGCCUCCACCUCACCUGGAAGAGGUGGGCCCUCAAGGAGGUGUGCUGCUUCAUGCUGCUUUGUAACGUCAUCCUCUGGAUCAUGCCAGCAUUCGGCGCCCGCCCCCAGUUCGACAACCCAAUCGGGUUGCACUUCUACGAGGAGACCAUGUGGGUACCGAUCGUGAACGUUGGGCUGCCGUUCGGCAUCUUCUACCGAAUGCACUCGGUCGCCAGCCUCUUCGAGGUUUUCCUGACCUCAUGA